Molecule: messenger RNA, 542 nt
Organism: Anastrepha ludens (Mexican fruit fly)
Lineage: Eukaryota; Metazoa; Arthropoda; Insecta; Diptera; Tephritidae
Product: transcription elongation factor 1 homolog
Exons: 2
Coding region: 185-433 (82 amino acids)
Biological process (GO): transcription elongation by RNA polymerase II
Cellular component (GO): transcription elongation factor complex
Molecular function (GO): RNA polymerase II complex binding
Source: RefSeq, a predicted model, not a curated record
UGACAUUCCUGCCUGCAACAAAUCGUCUCUGAACGUUGAUUUGCGUAAACCUCGUAUAUAUUCAUUUGGAGUAUCUCUCUAUCGUAAAGCUCUUACAAGUUAAUUUUCAAAGAGGAUUAAAAGCAAUAAGUGAGCGCCUAUACUUGUGUACGCGUUGAAAUUAAUCAAGUUUGCUUAGAGCGAGAUGGGCCGGAGAAAAUCGAAGAGAAAACCACCGCCAAAGAAGAAAAAUAUUGAACCUUUGGAUCAGCAGUUUAAUUGCCCCUUCUGUAAUCAUGAAAAAUCUUGUGAGGUAAAAAUGGACAAAAGCCGUAAUACUGCGAAGGUUACUUGCAGAGUUUGCCUCGAAGAUUUUCAAACUAGUAUAAACUUUUUAUCCGAACCCAUUGAUGUUUACAAUGAUUGGGUGGAUGCUUGUGAAACUGCUAACUAAUGGUUAGCAUUUUCUGUUUUAUCUAUACAUAUAUUUAGUUUCUUUUUUACUAUCCAAGAUGUAUGUUCAUUCAUAUAGAGUGCACUAUUAAUUACUUUAAUAUUAAAUA